This is a messenger RNA of Closterium sp. NIES-67, 7225 nucleotides long. The record is from the annotation of a GenBank genome assembly. Lineage: Eukaryota; Viridiplantae; Streptophyta; Zygnematophyceae; Desmidiales; Closteriaceae.
CGAUUUCGUCUGAUAUCUGAGACCCUGCUCACAUGGCUACCAAGGGGAAAACGGAGUCCGGAAGAUUAGGGAGGCGAGUGAAUGCGACGACUUUUUCGACUUUCGACUUCUGUCGUUUGAUGUGAGCAACGCCGGAGCGCAAGCUUGUCUGGGAGUGAAAGUUUUAGAAGGGUCGGAGAAAAGACCACGGAGAGUGACGUCGCCUUUUGAGACGUCGCAAACGUCGCCAUGGUCGCGGAGGUGGCGUGUGACUUAGCGUCGCACGCGCAGGCGUUGCGCGAAGCAUUAGGGCAGUCGCAGAGCAACAAUGAUCGCCUGGCGGGCAUCCUAGGGUCGUUCGAUCAGCGGCUCUCCGCCUUAGAGACGGCCAUGCGACCGACCCAGGAGCGCACCUACGCCAUCCGCAAGGCGCAUGUCAACGUGGACAAGGCGCUCAAGGCUGCUGAGGUGGUGCUGGAGAAGUAUGACGUGGCGAGGCAGGUGGAGGAGCGCAUCAAGGAGGGUCCCAAGAACGCCCUGGAGCCGUACCUGGCAGCCAUAGCCCGGCUGCACGAGGGCGUGGCGUACUUUGAGGCGCACCGCACGUUCAAAAGCGCAGAGGCGGCCCUGGCGCACUCCAAGGCGCUGCUGAGAGAGGCGCACCACCGGCUGGAGGACGGGCUCAGGCAGCAGCUGCUGCAAUUCACCAAGGAGGCGGACCCAGCGAAGCUGCUGGACGCGAGCAAGCAGGAGGAGGAGGAGGGGGGCGCGGGGGAGCGGGAGGGGGGGGGGCUGCCAGUGCUGCUGGCGGACGGCAAGGCGGGGGAGAGGAUCCGCGGGCUGGCAGAGGCGCUUAUCCGCAUUGGGCGAGCUGAGAACUGCUUGAAGAUAUACACCGAGGUGCGCGGCACCAUGGUGGAGGCGGGUCUCAAGCGCAUCGCGGUGGAGAAGCUCACUCGCGAGCAGAUGGACGCCAUGACAUGGGGGGAGCUGGAGAAGCGCAUCGAGGGGUGGCGCAGGCAGACCAGGCUGGCGGUGCACGUGGUGUUUACAGCGGAGAGGGAGCUCUGCGAGAUGGUCCUGCAGGGGCUGGACCCGCACACGGGGCAGGCGUUUGCGGAUCUGGCAGGGCUGACUCUGGGCAUGCUGUUCAGCUUUGGGGAGGCGGUGGCGAGGAGCAACAAGUCCCCGGAGAAGGUGUCGGUGCUGAUGGAUAUGUACGAGACCAUGAGGGACCUCAUGCCGCAGAUGGAGAUGGUCUUUGGCGGCCCCGCUUGCGCGGCCAUCAGGGCCAAUGCGCAGCAGCUGCUGCAGCACCUGGCGGCGGCGGCGAAGGAGGCGUUCAGCAACUUCGAGCUGGCGGUGGAGAGCGAGGAGAGCAGCAAGAUGCCGCCCGAUGGGGCCACUCACGGGCUCACGAGCUACGUGGUCAACUACCUCAAGUACCUCUAUGAUUACCAGGCCACCAUGCAGGAGCUGUUCAGCCGCGAGAACCUCUUCAGCGAGGCCACCAUGCGCAUCUUCGCAGCGCUGCACGCCAACCUGGAGCGCAAGAGCAAGCUGUACCGCGACCCCGCGCUCACGCAGCUCUUCCUCAUGAACAACGUGCACUACAUCGUGCAUGCUGCUACUUCCCGCGCCCCCCGUGCGCCCUUUCUCGCCGCGCUACUCCGUCGCGCCCGCUCUUCCUCCCGUCGCGUGCCUUUUUGCCGCGCCCGCUCUCCCUUCCGUCGUGCGCCUCCCGUCGCGCCUGACGACGCGCUUCCGGCCGUCGCAUCCUCCUACUGCGCCCGUUGGUGCGCUCCUCCGUCGUGCGGUCCUCCAGUCGCGCCCUCCCGUCGCGCGCCCUCCGCGUUUGCGCACACCAGUCCAUCGCGCUCUCCGCGCGCCCGUGCGUCACGGCUCCCGUGGACGCCCGUCGACAAAUCCUCUCAGCGCGCCCGUCGCCUUUCUGCCGACGCGCGCGCGCGGUCGUCGGUCGAUUCUGCCGUCGCGUGCUCCCGUUCGUCGCGCCGUUUCGACGUGCAGCCGGUCGCCGCAUCCUCCUUGGAGCGCGUCGACUUAAGAGCUGCGCUCCGCGCACCUAUCCUUCUCCUCCUCCUUUCCCUUUUCCUCCUCCUUUCUCUUUUCCUCCUCCUUUUCCUUUUCCUCCUCCUUUCCCUUUUCCUCCUCCUUUCCCUUUUCCUCCUCCUCCCCCCCCCCCCCCCUUCCUUCCCCUCCUCCUCAAUGGCGUCCGAUUCCUCCGUGGACUUUACCUCCGUCGACGCUCUUGAGCUGCUGCCCGACAACACCGCGGUCAAUUGGCAUUCCUAUGCCCAAACCGUCACCGUGCUUCUCUCCUCGGUGACGGUCAACGGCUACAACCUGAAAGCCGUUGUCCAUCUCGAGGAGCGCGGUCUUCAGCCUGCCCAGCCGGAUGCACCCGCGGGCCCUGCACCUCCUCCUCCUGGCGAUCCUCCCGUCAGCCCCGGCGAUCCUCCAACCUUCGCCCCUGACGUCAACGACCCUCAGAGCUCCGAGACCGCCAUCCGCACCUACCGUGCCGGCCUCACCGACCACGUCCGCCAGCAGCUGCUCUUCGAGGCUUCCCGCGCCGAGCAUGACGCCGCCACUGCCGCCUACAACACGUAUCAGGCGGCGCUCGCGGAGUACGUCAGUCGCGAGCGCGCAUACAUCACCGACCUCGCUGCCUGGCGUGUCGCUGACCGGCGCGCGCUCACCAUCCUCCUCGCCACCAUUCCUCCCACCCUCAAGCGCGAGCUUGCUCCCACCUCCUCCUCCCACCUCUGGCGGCUCCUCACCGAUCUCUAUGAUCGGCAGGACGUCGCCACCCUCUACUCCCUCAUCAAGGAGUUCCAGAGCCUCACCAUGGACUCUACCACCGGCGCAGCUGCCUUCACGCGUCGCGUCCUCGACCUCGCUCGGCGCCUGGCGGCUCUUGGCGUACCGUACCCGGACCCUGUGCUCUGCUGCCACCUCCUUGAAGGCUUGACUUCUGCCUUCGACACCCAUAAGAUCGCCUACAUGCAGCUGAUCGACAAGCGCAUCACCCCGGCUGAAGUCGCCCAGUGGAUUAUCACCACCGAGGCCGACCUCCUGCGCCAUUCCUCCUCCACUGCCGCUGUUGCUCAGCAGCGCAACACCAGGGGAGGGCGUGGGGGAGGGCGUGGCGCUGGUCGUGGUGGUGGCGCGGGUCGUGGUACCAAUGGCGCAGGACGUGGUGCAGCAGCCCCCUUUCCUCCUUGCCAGUAUCUCCCUCGCUAUGGCCCCACGCGGGGUCAGCGCUGCGGCCAGACCACUCAUGCCACUGAUUCUUGCUUCAAAGCGCUCAGUGAUGAGUGGUUUGCCCGCGGCAACACCGGCACCCCCCCCCGCUGGUCCUCCCUCUCCCCUCGCCCCACUCCUCAGGAGGUUCGUACCUCCCCUCUUUUUCAGCCCGUCUCCUCCCCCUUGGCCCACCAGGCCAUCUCUCAGCAACAGCAGCAGCAGCAGACACCGCAGCAGAUCCUGCCGCAGCCGUUUCAGCAGCAGCAGCAGCAGUUCCAGCAGCAGCAGCAGCAGUUCCAGCAGCAGCAGCAGCAGGGGCAGCAUCACCUCUUCUCCCAGUUGCAGCAGCAGCUCCACCAGCUCCAGCAACAGCUUGACCUCCAGUCGCAGCUCCCCCUUGCACCUCCUCCUAUGGCUCCCCCCCAGCAGCCCUACCCCGCUUGGACCGCCGGCACCGCCGCUUCCGCAGCUCACCUCUCGGGCGCGUCUCCCGCGCUCUCAGCCACAGGCAGUGUGACUCCCUUCCCCUCCUCUGGUUUUGUUGGCAUGGUUAGUCAGGCUGGAACCCCCGCCCCUUCCAUGUAUUCGGCUGCUAUUAAUGAGAAUGUGAUUCAGUACUCCGUCCCACCUCCUCCCCCACAUCCUCCCCCCUCCACCACGCUGGACUUUGUCCUUGACAGUGGAGCCACCGAGUCCGUCCUUCGUGAUGCUGGUACCCUUCACCCUCUCCCAGCCCCCACCUCCCUCCUUGGUGCCGAUUCCAGCUUCUCUAUUCCCUGUCGCCACACCUCUACCCUCCCCUGUCCCCUCUUCCCCUCAGGUACCGUCACUGGUUUACACAUCCCCUCCCUCCGUACUAACCUCCUCUCCCAGCGAUCCCUGCAGCAGGCCGGUAUCACCACCGUCUUCCCAGGUCGCGCUAAUCACUGCCUCCUAUACCAUCCCACAGGUCGCCUCCUCUCCCGUAUUCCCUUUUGUCCUCGCUCCCGCCUAUAUACCCUUCGAGUUCCUCGUCUUCCCUCUGCCCAGGCAGUCUCCCGCUCCCUCCUCCCACCUCACAUCUCCCCCCCUCCUCUCCCUCCUUCUAACCCAACCAUUCCCCCCCUCCCCCCUGACCCAACCUGCUCCUGUCGAUCCCUCUCCCAUCCCACCGUCCUCCUCCACCACAGGCUUGGUCACCCCAACUUUGCCACCCUCCGCUCGACCGUCUCCUCAGGUCUCCUUCGAGGUCUUCCCCUCACCCUCCCUCCCCUCCCUCCCUCCCUUGCCCCUCCCUGCUCCGUCUGUGUCCAGAGCAAGCUCAAGCAGCUGCCGCAUCGGAGUUCCCCCUCCGCUGCUGCUCAGCCGCUUGAUCUUGUUCACAUGGACCUCUGGGGCCCCAACCCCUCCCCUUCCCGCCAGGGUCAUCGCUACAUGCUUGUUCUGGUCGAUGAUCACAGCCGAUAUUCUUCCGUCUCCCUUCUUCGCUCGAAGGGUGACGCUCCGACUGCGAUCAUCGCCUGGCUCAAGCAGGCGAGCACCCACUUUGGCCGCCCUGUGCGCCGCCUUCACUCUGAUGGCGGUGGCGAAUUCCUUAAUCGUCAGGUAGCCUCCUACUGUGAGCUUCAUGGCAUUCGCCAGACUCACACCCUCCCCCACUCCCCCCAGCAGAACGGUGUGGCCGAGAGCCGUGUUCGGGAGAUCACCAAGAUUGCUCGGUGUCUCCUCGUCCAUGCCUCUUGCCCCCCUUCUCUGUGGGGCUAUGCCCUCCUUCACGCCACCCUCCUUACUAACCUGUACCCCCACCCUAUCCUUCCCUCCACCACUCCCACCGAGCUCUGGACGUCGGCCAAGCCUGACGUCUCCUCCCUCCGUGUGUGGGGCUCCAGGGCGUCGCGUGACGCAGUCCUAGGUGCCCCGCCUCCUGUUAUCCUCUCUUCCUCUACCUUGCCUCCUCUCUCCCCUCUCAUGGACCUCCUUUUUCAGACAGUCUUACAACAAAACACUAGCCCAACCCUGCCGUCGAGCUCCAGUACAGCAGUCCCAACAGCAGCAGCAACAGCUGCAGCAGCAGUUCCACCCACCGCAGCAGCACCAGCAGCAGCAGCCGUCACUUCUUCCUCGCCUUCACCCGCAGCAGCAGCAGCGGCGGCAGCAGACGCAGCAGUAGCAGCCGCCUCAGCAGCAGCAGCAGCAGAUGCAUCCUCAGCAGCAGCAGCAGCAGCAGUCCUCCCAUUCAUUUUCCACUCCUCCCUCCUCGAGGACUCCCAUGAGGAGUUCCUCAACCUCCACAUGCAUGAUCCAGCCGUCCUACCCAUCUCCCCUGACCUCAGCGGCACACCAGUCUUCGCCUUCUCCUCCGCCCCCACCAUCUUCGUCCCCGCCACGUACGAGGAGGCCAUGGCGUGCCCUGACGCUCACCUCUGGCUCGCGGCCAUCCUCAAGGAGUUGGAGGCGUUUAUUGCCAACUCCUCCUUUGUGGAUGUGCCCCGCCCUCCCUCUACCACGAACGUAGUCAAAGGGAAGUGGGUGUUUCGGGUGAAGCAGCUUCCUGGCGAGCCGCCGGUCUACAAGGCCCGCUACGUCGCCAAGGGCUUCACCCAGCGCUACGCUGUCGACUUCUUCGACACCUUCUCUCCCACCGCCAAGCCCGCUACCAUUCGCGCAGUCCUCGACCUCGCUGCUCGCCUCAACAUGGAGAUUCACUCCAUGGACGUCUCCAACGCCUUCCUCCAGGGGGUCUUGCGCGAGCUCAUUUACAUGGAGCGUCCUGCAGGCUUCCACCUCCCCUUUCCUUCCGACUCUGUCUGGCAGCUGCGUCGGCCGGUCUAUGGGCUCAAGCAGGCACCAAGGGAAUGGCAUGCCAAGCUUGCUGCCACCCUCGCCGAGCUUGGCUUCAGCACCUCCCGUGCCGACCCCAGCCUCUUCCUCCGCACCUCCCCCUCCCCCUUCUACAUCCUCGUCUAUGUCGACGAUAUGAUCCUCAUCACUGCCGACUCCGCCGAGCUCGAGCGCGUCAAGCGUGAGCUUGGCAGCCGGCUCAAGUGUAAGGAUCUAGGGGGGCUGCAGCACUAUCUCGGCAUGGAGAUUACCCGCGACCGUGCUGCUCGCACCAUCUCCCUCUCCCAGGGCCACUACCUGCAGCAGGUCCUGGAGCGGUUCGACAUGGCUCGAGGCACCCCUCAGGUCACCCCUCUUCCUGUUGGGCACCAUCUCACUCCCCUCACCUCCCCCUCCUCCUCCUCCCACCCCUACGCUGAGCUCAUCGGCUCUCUCAUGUAUGCCAUGGUCUCCACCCGCCCUGACCUAGCAUACCCCAUCAGCGUUUUGGCCCGCUUCGUUGGUACCGGCAAGCAUGAUGCCGCCCACUGGCAAGCGGCCAAGCGUGUCCUCCGCUACCUUCGGGGGACCAAGGACUACGUCCUUACCCUUGGCGGCCCCUCCCCUCCCCUCCUCACUGGCUACUCUGAUUCCUCCUGGGCUGACUCUAGGCCUGACCGCCGCUCCUCUCAGGGCUAUGGCUUCUCUCUUGGCAGCGGCCUCAUCAGCUGGCGCUCCACCCGCUCCUCCUCCAUUGCCCUCUCCUCCUGCGAAGCAGAGCUGUAUGCCGCUACCAUGGCUGCGCAGGAGGCCCGCUGGCUCUCCUUCCUUCUUGAGGAGCUUGGUGCCCUUCAGCGCUGUCCCACCAUCUGGUGCGACAACGCCAGCACCAUCCACCUCACGAAGGAUGCUGUGUUCCACGGGCGCUCCAAGCACAUUGAGCUUCGCCACUACUUCAUUCGCGAGCUUGUGCAGGGUGGCCACCUCCAGCUGGGCAAGAUUGACUCUGCUGCCAAUCUUGCCGACAUCUUCACCAAAGCCCUCCCCCACGCCGCCCACUCAUCCCUCCUUCGCCUUCUUGGCCUCGCUCCCCCCGUUCCCUCGUCCGCCUCCUGAUUCAAGCCCUCUAGUCUUAUGCAUGUUGGGGGGUUGUGUUGUAAAAUAUAUAUCUAUACAACAU